This is a messenger RNA of Protopolystoma xenopodis, 183 nucleotides long. NCBI's taxonomy places the organism in Eukaryota, Metazoa, Platyhelminthes, Monogenea, Polystomatidea, Polystomatidae. The record is from the annotation of a GenBank genome assembly.
UUCGGCUACGCCGAGUCGGCUUUAUCGGGACUCGAGCUUGCAGCCUCUUGCCAGACUCAUCUUGUCGACUUGGCCGACCUCGAAGGACACCGAACGUUCGAGCAUAUAAUUGAACAGAUCUGCCGACAAGAGGUCUUGAUCCCAGGUCUGGAGGGGCGAGUGAACUGCUCGAUGAGCCAAUGA